Messenger RNA from Naegleria gruberi, 594 nucleotides. RefSeq lists its product as uncharacterized. The record is from RefSeq and is a predicted model, not a curated record. The transcript has a single exon. The coding region runs from base 1 to 594 and encodes 197 amino acids. NCBI's taxonomy places the organism in Eukaryota, Heterolobosea, Eutetramitea, Acrasida, Naegleriidae.
AUGUUCCUCUCUGAUGAUAUUAUUAUCAACAUUUUUAAGCCACUCCUAGAAUUCUGUCACUUUAUUCAGCUCCGAGCUGUUAAUUCUCAUCUCUGUCGCUUAAUUACCUCAAAUUUAGAAGAAAAUAAUCAAAUCAUCAAGAAGGGAACACAACUGAUCAUUUUGAAAGGCAGUUUUAGAAUUAGAGGUGAUGUAUUACUUCCCUUUACUGAAAUUUUACGUAAACAGGAAAUCAAAUCUCAACACGUGAUUGAUGAAUUCAACAGGAAGGAUUAUGGAAGAUUAUUUAAAUUUUCUGAUUUGGAAUAUGCUAGAACAAAUAAUGCCUCUUUUAGAACUGAGUCUUUCCUACCACCAAACAAUAGAAAUUUAAUUACUAUCAAACAUACUAUCUCAGAUCCUAAUGAUGAUAGUGCUGUAUGUUGUGCUAAUUGUAAGAUUGAUUUGAUUUUAUCACCAACACAAUCGAAAGCAUGGAAAGAGGAAAAUGGGUGUGUUGUUGGAAUGGUUUCGAAUGAAUAUUUUGAUUUGGUGUGGCAUUAUGAUUUUCUUACUGGAAUACGAGUUUAUGUAAAUAUUUGUACAAUCAUGUAA